Messenger RNA from Pipistrellus kuhlii (Kuhl's pipistrelle), 15009 nucleotides. It is a transcript of the gene FAT1, whose product is annotated as FAT atypical cadherin 1. The transcript is spliced from 29 exons. NCBI's taxonomy places the organism in Eukaryota, Metazoa, Chordata, Mammalia, Chiroptera, Vespertilionidae. The coding region runs from base 137 to 14092 and encodes 4651 amino acids. The record is from RefSeq and is a predicted model, not a curated record. Gene Ontology annotation, cellular component: plasma membrane. Gene Ontology annotation, biological process: homophilic cell-cell adhesion. Gene Ontology annotation, molecular function: calcium ion binding.
AGGCGACGUGGGCACCUCGGACCCCAGGGCUUCUAACCAAAAAUCCACAUCUCGUGGGGAUUACCGAGCGGCCCAGGACUUGCAAGCGGAGCCCCCGAGGACCCGGCUGGACCGGCCCCUGCGAGCGAGCGGAGCGAUGGGGAGGCACCUGGCGGCGCUCCUGCUGCUGCUGCUGCUCCUCCAGCACUUCGGACACGGGGACGGGAGCCCCGCGCCGGCCGCAGCCCCGCUGCAGUUCACCCAGCCCCACUACCACGUCACCGUGCACGAGAACUCCGCCGCCAAGACCUACGUCGGGCAUCCCGUGAAGAUGGGCAUUUACCUCGCCAGCCCGUCCUGGGACGUACGGUACAAAAUCGUCGCGGGGGACAACGAAAACCUGUUCAAGGCGGAGGAGUACGUCCUCGGCGACUUCUGCUUCCUGAGGAUCAGGACCAAAGGCGGGAACACCGCGAUCCUCAACAGGGAGGUGAGGGACCACUACGCCCUGGUGGUCAAAGCCGUCGAGAAGAACACCAACGCCGAGGCGCGGGCGGCGGUCCGGGUGCAGGUGCUGGACACCAACGACCUGCGCCCGCUGUUCUCGCCCACCUCCUACAGCGUCUCCCUGCCCGAGAACACGGCCCUGAGGGCCAGCAUCGCCAGGGUCAGCGCCACGGACGCGGACAUCGGCACCAACGGGGAGUUCUACUACAGCUUCAAGGAGCGGACGGACAUGUUCGCCAUCCACCCGACCAGCGGGGUGGUGGUGCUCACCGGGAGGCUGGACCACGCCGAGAGCCCGCUCCACGAGGUGGAGAUCCUGGCGGCGGACCGCGGCAUGAAGCUGUACGGCAGCAGCGGCGUCAGCAGCCUGGCCCGGCUGGCCGUGCACGUGGAGCAGGCCAACGAGUGCGCGCCCGCGGUCACCGCCGUGACCUUGACGCCGUCCGAGUCCGACGGGGACCCCACCUACGCGGUCGUGACCGUGGAGGACUGCGAUCGGGGCGCCAACGGCGAGAUAGCGUCCCUGAGCAUCGUGGCCGGCGACGCCCACCAGCGGUUCAGGACGGUGAGGGUCUCUCCGGGGAGUAAAGAGUACAGAGUCAAAGGCACCAGCGGUGGCGGCGGCGACAUCGACUGGGACGGCCAUCCCUUCGGCUACAACCUGACGCUCCAGGCCAAAGACAAAGGCUCGCCUCCCCGCCUCUCCGCCGCGACCGUCAUCCGCGUGGCUUCUCCCCGGUUCCGCGCCGGGCCCGUCCGGUUCGAGAAGGAUGUGUACCGGGCGGAGAUCAGUGAGCUGGCGCCCGCCAACACCCCCGUGGUCAUGGUCAAGGCCACGCCUCGGUAUCCCCACCUGAGGUACGUCUUCAAAAGCGCGCCCGCCAAAGCCAAGUUCAGUCUGAACCCCACCACGGGCCUCAUUUCCAUCCUGGAACCGGUGAAGAGGCAGCAGGCGUCCCACUUUGAACUGGAAGUGACCACCAGCGACCGGAAAGCCUCCACCAGGGUCCUGGUCAAAGUCUUAGGGGCCAACAGCAACCCCCCGGAGUUCACCCGGACAUCCUACAAAGCGUCCUUCGACGAGAACGUCCCCGUGGGCACCACGGUCCUGCGGGUGAGUGCCGUGGACCCCGACGAGGGCGAGAACGGGUACGUGACGUACAGCAUUGCCAACCUGAACCCCGUGCCGUUUGCCAUCGACCACUUCACCGGGGCCGUGAGCACCUCCGAAAGCCUGGACUACGAGCUGAUGCCCCGGGUGUACACCCUGAGGGUGCGGGCGUCGGACUGGGGCGUGCCCUACCGCCGGGAGGUGGAGGUCCUGGCCACCCUGACCCUCAACAACCUGAAUGACAACACCCCCUUGUUUGAGAAGAUCAACUGCGAGGGCACCGUCCCCCGGGACCUGGAGGUGGGCGAGCAGAUCACCACCGUGUCCGCCAUCGACGCCGACGAGCUCCAGCUGGUCCGCUACCAGAUCGAAGCCGGCAACGAGCUUGGUCUGUUCAGCCUGAACCCCAGCUCCGGGGUGCUGUCCUUAAAGCAGUCGCUGACGGAAGGUCUGGGGGCCAAGGUGUCCUUCCACAGCCUGAGAAUCACAGCCACGGAUGGGGAGCACGUCGCCACGCCGCUGUACAUCAACCUCACGGUGGCGGCCAGCCGCAAGCCGGCGCACCUGCAGUGCCAGGAGACCGGGGUGGCCAAGAUGCUGGCCGAGAAGCUGCUCCAGGCCAACAGGCUGCACGGCCAGGGGGAGGCCGAGGAGGUCUUCUUCGACUCCCACUCUGUCAACGCGCACGCACCGCAGUUCGGCAGCGGCCUCCCCGCGGGCAUCGAGGCCAAGGAGGACCUUCCCGUGGGCGCCGGAGUCCUCCUCCUGAACGCCACCGACCUGGACACCGGCUUCAACGGGAAGCUGGUGUACGCCAUUUCCGGGGGGAACGAGGACAGCUGCUUCGCCAUCGACAUGGACACGGGGAUGCUCAGGGUUUUAUCUCCCCUGGACCGGGAGACCGCAGACAAGUACACCCUGAACGUCACCGCGUCCGACCUCGGCCUGCCGCAGAAGGCGGCGUGGCGUCUGCUGGAUGUCAGCGUUCUGGAUGCCAACGACAACGCCCCCGAGUUUCUGCAGGAGAGCUAUUUCGUGGAGGUGAGCGAGGACAAGGAGCUGGGGAGCGAGAUCAUCCAGGUGGAGGCCGUCGAUCAAGAUCUGGGGCCAAACGGACACGUGGCCUACUCCAUCCUCACCGACACCGAUCAGUUCUCCAUCGACAGCGCGACGGGGGUGGUGAAGGUGGUGCGGGCCCUGGACACCGAGGCCCAGCCGGUGCAUUACCUGAAGAUCGAGGCCAGGGACCAGGCCACGGAGGAGCCCCGGCUGUCCUCCACGGUGCUUCUCAAGGUCUCCGUGGAGGAUGUCAACGACAACCCCCCCAGGUUCAUCCCGCCCAACUACCACGUGAAGGUGCGCGAGGACCUCCCCGAGGGCACCGUCGUCAUGUGGCUGGAGGCCUACGACCCCGACCUCGGCCCGUCCAGCCAGGUGAGGUACAGCCUCCUGGACCCCGGGGAAGGCCACUUCGACGUGGACAAGCUCAGCGGGGCGGUGAGGAUCGUGCAGCAGCUGGACUUUGAGAAGAGGCAGGCGUACAACCUCACCGUGAGGGCCAAGGACCGAGGGAAGCCGGUGUCCCUGUCGUCCACGUGCUACGUGGAGGUGGAGGUGGUCGACGUGAACGAGAACCUGCACCCGCCCGUGUUCCCCAGCUUCGCGGAGAAGGGGGCGGUGAGGGAGGACGUCCCCGCGGGCUCGUCCGUGAUGAAGGUGUCCGCCCGGGAUGAGGACGCGGGGAGAGACGGGGAGGUCCGCUAUUCCAUCAGAGACGGUUCUGGCGUCGGGGUGUUCAAGAUAGACGAAGAAACAGGUGUCAUUGAGACGUCAGAUCGCCUGGACCGCGAGUCGACCUCCCAUUACUGGCUGACCGUCUACGCCACCGAUCAGGGUGUGGUGCCCCUCUCCUCAUUCGUAGAGGUCUACAUCGAGGUGGAGGAUGUCAAUGACAACGCACCCCAGACUUCAGAGCCGGUUUAUUACCCAGAAGUCAUGGAAAAUUCUCCCAAGGAUGUGUCCGUGGUCCACAUUGAGGCAUCCGAUCCAGAUUCUAGCUCUAAUGACAAGCUGACGUACAGAAUCACCAGUGGAAACCCACAAGGCUUCUUCUCUAUACAUCCUAAGACAGGUCUCAUCACAACUACAUCGAGGAAACUAGAUCGAGAACAGCAAGAUGAGCACAUAUUAGAAGUUACCGUGACAGACAAUGGCAGUCCCCCCAAAUCAACCGUUGCAAGAGUGAUUGUGAAAAUCCUCGAUGAAAAUGACAACAGACCUCAGUUCCUGCAGAAGUUCUACAAGAUCCGACUCCCCGAGCGGGAAAAGCCGGACCGGGACCGGAACGCCAAACGCGACCCCAUCUACCGGGUCAUCGCUGCCGACAAGGACGAGGGUCCCAACUCCGAGAUCUCCUACAGCAUCGAGGAGGGCAACGAGCUUGGGAAGUUCUUUAUUGAGCCCAAAACCGGACUGGUGUCAUCCAAGAAGUUUUCUGCAGCCGGAGAAUACGAUAUUCUUUCCAUCAAGGCGGUUGACAACGGUCGCCCCCAGAAGUGGUCAACCACUCGCCUCCACAUUGAAUGGAUCUCCAAACCCAAACCGUCCCCGGAGUCCAUUUCCUUCGAAGAAUCGUUUUUCUCCUUCACUGUCAUGGAGAGCGACCCCGUCGCUCACAUGAUCGGAGUGAUAGCCGUGGAGCCUCCAGGCACCCCUCUCUGGUUUGACAUCAUUGGCGGCAACUAUGAGAGUCACUUUGACGUGGACAAGGGCACGGGCACCGUCAUUGUUGCCAAACCUCUGGAUGCGGAACAGAAGUCAGAUUACAACCUUACAGUCGAGGCGACAGAUGGAACCAGCACGAUACUGACUCAGGUAUUCAUCAAAGUCAUAGACACCAAUGACCACCGUCCUCAGUUCUCCACGUCCAAGUACGAAGUUGUGAUUCCGGAGGACACGGCGCCAGAAACAGAGAUUUUGCAGAUCAGCGCGGUGGACAAGGACGAGAAGAACAAACUCAUCUACACCCUGCAGAGCAGCAGCGACCCGCUGAGCCUCAAGAAGUUUCGCCUGGACCCUGCCACUGGCUCCCUCUACACCUCAGAGCCCCUGGAUCAUGAGGCCAUCCACCAGCACAUCCUCACUGUCAUGGUACGGGAUCAGGACGUCCCCGUGAAGCGCAACUUCGCGAGGAUCGAGGUGAACGUCAGCGACAUGAACGACCACGCGCCCUGGUUCACCAGCUCCUCCUACGAAGGGCGGGUGUACGAGUCGGCGGCCGUGGGCUCGGUGGUGCUGCAGGUCACCGCACUGGACAGGGACAAGGGCAGGAACGCCGAAGUGGCGUACUCCAUCGAGUCCGGAAAUAUUGGAAACUCUUUCACAAUCGAUCCCAUCUUGGGCUCUAUCAAAACUGCCAAAGAAUUGGAUCGCAGCAACCAAGAGGAAUAUGACCUGAUGGUUAAGGCUACAGACAGAGGCAGUCCACCCCUGAGUGAGAUCACUUCCGUGCACAUCUUCGUCACCGUUGCCGACAAUGCCGCUCCAAGAUUCACCUCCAAAGAAUAUUCUGUUGAAAUCAGCGAGACCGUCGGCAUCGGGAGUUUUGUCGCAAUGGUGACAGCCCACAGCCAGUCAUCAGUGGUCUACGAACUAAGAGAGGGAAACGUAGCGGAUGCAUUCGCCAUCAACCCGCACUCGGGAAGUAUCGUGACUCAGAAAGCCCUGGACUUUGAGACUCUGCCUGUGUACACGCUGACGGUGCGAGGGACCAACAUGGCGGGCCUGUCCACCAACACGACGGUCCUGGUGCACCUGCAGGACGAAAAUGACAACUGGCCCGUGUUCCUGCAGGCGGAGUACACGGGCCUCGUCAGCGAGUCGGCCUCCCCGCACAGCGUGGUCCUCACCGACACGAACGUCCCGCUGGUGGUUCGAGCCACCGACGCCGACCAGGAGUCCAACGCGCUGCUCGUGUACCGCAUCGUGGAGCCGUCGGCGCACAAGCACUUCGCCAUCGAUUCCAGCACGGGUGCGAUCCACACGGUCGCGAGCCUGGACUACGAGGAAGCGAGCGCGUUCCGCUUCACCGUGCAGGUGCACGACAUGGGGGCGCCGCGCCUGUUUGCCGAGUACGCGGCCAACGUGACCAUCCACGUCGUUGACAUUAACGACUGCCCCCCUGUGUUCUCCACGCCCGUGUACGAAGCCUCCCUCCUGCUGCCCACCUACAGGGGGGUCCGGGUCGUCGCGGUCAACGCGACGGACGCCGACUCCCGCGCCUUCUCCCAGGUGCUGUACUCCAUCACCGACGGCAACAUCGGGGAGAAGUUCCUCAUGGACCCCCGGACCGGCUCGGUCACGGUGCAGAACACCACCCAGCUGCGAAGCCGCUACGAGCUCACGGUGCGCGCCUCCGACGGCAGGUUCGCCGGCCUCGCCGCGGUGAAGAUCCACGUGAAGGAGAGCAGAGAGAGCCCGCUGAGGUUCACCCAGGACUUCUACGCGGCCACCGUCAAGGAGAACUCCACCGAAGCCACGACGCUGGCCGUCAUCGCCGCCGUCGGCAACCCGAUGAACCAGCCCCUGUUCUAUCGCAUCCUCAACCCCGACCGCAGGUUUAAGAUGAGCCGCACCUCGGGCGUCCUGUCCACCACGGGCGUCCCCUUCGACCGGGAGCAGCAGGAGGCCUUCGACGUGGUGGUGGAGGUGACGCAGGAGCACGGGCCCGCCGCUGCCGCCGCCGUGGCCCACGUGCUGGUGAAGGUCGCCGUGGAGGACCAGAACGACAACGCCCCGGUGUUCGUCAACCUGCCUUACUACGCCGUGGUGCGGGCGGACGCCGCGGCCGGCCACACCAUCCGCCAGGUGACCGCCGUGGACCGGGACAGCGGCAGGAACGGGGCCGUGCACUACCACCUGAAGGAGCACCACGAGCACUUCCAGAUCGGCCCGUCGGGCGACCUCUCCCUGAAGAAGCCCUUCGGGCCCGACACCUUGAACAAGCAGUACCUGGUCACGGUGGUGGCCGAGGACGGGGGGGACCCGGCGCGCUCGGCCGAGGCGGUCGUCCCCAUCACGGUGACGAACAAGGCCAUGCCCGUGUUCGAGAAGCCCUUCUACAGCGCCGAGAUCCCCGAGAACGUGCAGGCGCACAGCCCCGUGGUGCACGUGCAGGCCAACAGCCCCGAGGGCCUGAAGGUGCUGUACAGCAUCGCCGACGGCGACCCCUUCGGCCAGUUCACCGUCGACUUCAACACCGGCGUCAUCCACGUCGUCGCCCCCCUGGACUUCGAGGCCCACCCGGCCUACAAGCUGAGCGUCCGCGCCACCGACUCGCUGACGGGCGCGCGCGCUGAGGUGUUCGUGGACAUCGUGGUGGAGGACGUCAACGACAACCCGCCCGUGUUCGCCCAGCGGGCCUACGCCGCCACGCUGUCCGAGGCGGCCGUCGUGGGCACCUCCGUGGCCCGCGUCCGGGCGACCGACGCCGACUCGGAGCCCAACCGGGGCGUCUCGUACCACCUGUCCGGGAACCACAGCCAGAGCCACGACCAUUUCCACGUCGACAGCGGCACGGGGGUCGUCUCCCUCGUCCGGGCGCUGGAUUACGAGCAGUGCCGGCGGCACAGGGUGGCCGUGCGGGCCGUGGACGGCGGCAUGCCCCCGCUGAGCAGCGAGGUGGAGGUCACGGUGGACGUCACGGACCUCAACGACAACCCGCCCGCGUUCGAGCAGCAGGCGUACGAGGCCAGGAUCAGCGAGCACGCCCCGCACGGGCAUUUCGUGGCCUGCGUCAAGGCCUACGACGCGGACAGCUCGGACGCGGGCAAGCUGGAGUACUCCAUCCUGUCCGGCAACGACCAGAAGCACUUCGUCAUGGACGGGGCCACGGGGAUCGUCACGCUGUCCAACCUCCUCCGCCAGGCCGCCCUGAGGCCCUUCUACGGCCUGAACAUCUCCGUCUCGGACGGCGUGUUCCGGAGCUCGGCCCGGCUGCACGUGACCGUCGUCGUGGGCAACCUGCACAGCCCCGCGUUCCCGCAGAACGAGUACGAGGUGGAGCUGGCCGAGAACGCCCCCGCGCACACCCUGGUGACCGCCGUCCGGGCCGCCGACGGGGACUCCGGCGUCUACGGCCGCGUCACCUACCACGUGGUGAAUGACUUCGCCAGGGACCGGUUCUACGUCGACGAGAGAGGGCGGGUCUUCACUCUGGAGAAGCUGGACCGGGAGGUCCCGGCGGAGAAGGUGAUCCCGGUGCGCCUGAUGGCCAGGGACGCGGGGGGGAAGGUGGCCUUCUGCACCGUCAACGUCAUCCUCACCGACGACAACGACAACGCGCCCCAGUUCCGAGCCGCCCGGUACGAGGUGAACGUCGCCUCCGACGCCCCCAGGGGCACGUCCGUCGCCAGGGUCCUGGCGAGCGACGCGGACGAGGGAUCCAACGCCGACGUCACCUACGCCCUGGAGGCCGAGGCGGCGGGCGUCCGGGAGAACCUGGAGAUCCACGCGCUGUCCGGCGUCCUCACCACCAGGGAGAGCCUGGUCGGCCUGGAGGACGAGGCCUUCACUUUCUUCGUGCGCGCUGUGGACGGCGGGUCCCCGCCCAGGGAGUCCGUGGUGCCCGUCUACGUGAAGGUGCUCCCCCCGGAGACGCGGCUCCCCAAGUUCUCGGAGCCGUUCUACACCUACACCGUGUCCGAGGACGUGCCCAUCGGGACCGAGAUCGACGUCGUCCGCGCGGAGCACAGCGGGCCCGUGCUGUACAGCCUCGUCCGAGGGAACACCCCCGAGAGCAACAGGGACGAGCUCUUUGUGAUCGACCGGCAGAGCGGGCGGCUGAAGCUGGAGAAGAGCCUGGACCACGAGACCACCAAGUGGUACCAGUUCGCCAUCCUCGCCCGCUGCGCCCACGGGGACCGCGAGGUGGUGGCCUCCGUGGAUGUCAGCAUCCAGGUGAAGGACGCCAACGACAACAGCCCGGUCCUGGAGGCGAACCCGUACGAGGCCUUCGUGGUGGAGAACCAGCCGGGGGGCAGUCGCGUCAUCCAGGUCAGGGCCUCGGACCCGGACUCGGGGGCCAACGGCCAGGUGAUGUACAGCCUCGAUCCGUCCCAGGACGCGGACGUCACCGAGUCCUUCGCCAUCAACAUGGAGACGGGCUGGAUCACCACCCUCAGGGAGCUGGACCACGAGCAGAGGGACCGUUACCAGAUCCGAGUGGUCGCGUCGGACCACGGGGAGAAGGCCCAGCUGUCCUCCACGGCCACAGUGGACGUCACCGUCACCGACGUCAACGACAGCCCCCCGCGGUUCACGGCGGAGAUCUACAAAGGGACCGUGAGCGAGGACGACCCGCCGGGCGGCGUCAUCGCCAUCCUGAGCAGCACGGACGCCGACUCGGAGGACAUCAACAGACAGGUGGCCUAUUACAUAACAGGAGGGGAUCCUCUGGGGCAGUUUGCUGUUGAAAACAUACAGAAUGAAUGGAAGGUGUAUGUGAAAAAACCUCUGGACAGAGAGAAGAGGGACAAUUACCUUCUGACCAUCACAGCAACGGAUGGCACCUUCUCAUCCAAAGCUAUCGUUGAAGUGAAAGUUCUUGAUGCCAACGACAACAGUCCAGUUUGUGAAAAGACUCUGUAUUCAGACACGAUUCCAGAAGACGCCUUCCCCGGGAAGCUGAUCCUGCAGGUCUCCGCCACUGACGCAGAUAUCCGGUCCAACGCCGAAAUCACAUACACCUUGUCAGGCCCAGGAGCAGAAAAAUUCAACCUGAAUCCAGACACAGGUGAACUGAAGACACUAGCCCCCCUGGACCGCGAGGAGCAAGCUGUUUACAACCUGCUGGUCAAGGCCACCGACGGAGGGGGAAGGUUCUGUCAGGCGCACGUGCUGCUCACGUUGGAAGACGUGAAUGACAACGCCCCCGAGUUCGCUGCCGACCCUCACACCAUCACCGUGUUCGAAAACACGGAGCCUGGGACGCCGCUGACCAGAGUGCAGGCCACGGACGCAGAUGCAGGGUUGAACCGGAAGAUCGCCUAUUCCCUGGUGAACUCCGCGGACGGGCACUUCUCCAUCCAGGAGUCGUCCGGGAUCAUCCAGCUGGAGAAGCCCCUGGACCGCGAGCUGCAGGCCGUGUACACGCUCACCGUGAAGGCCGUGGACCAGGGCGUGCCCAGGAGGCUGACGGCGACCGGCACUGUGGUGGUGUCCGUGCUGGACAUAAAUGACAACCCUCCCGUGUUCGAGUACCGCGAGUACGGAGCCUCGGUGUCCGAGGACGUGGCGGUUGGAACAGAGAUCCUUCAGGUGUACGCGGCCAGUCGGGACAUCGAGGCAAACGCAGACAUCACCUACUCCAUCAUCAGCGGGAACGAGCAUGGGAAAUUCAGCAUCGAUUCUAAAACAGGGGCCAUAUUUAUCAUCGAGAACCUGGAUUACGAAAGCUCUCACGAAUACUACCUGACUGUGGAAGCCACGGAUGGGGGCACCCCUUCCCUCAGUGACGUGGCCACAGUGAACGUGAACGUGACGGACAUCAACGACAACUCCCCGGUGUUCAGCCAGGACACCUACACGGCCGUGGUCAGCGAGGACGCCGUUCUGGAGCAGCCUGUCCUGACGGUGAUGGCUGAUGACGCGGAUGGACCUUUACACAGCCACAUCCACUAUUCCAUCAUCGACGGCAAUCAGGGAAAUCCGUUCACCAUCGACCCCGCCCGCGGAGAAGUGAAAGUGACCAGACUUCUAGACCGGGAAACAAUUUCAGGGUACACGCUCACGGUCCAGGCGUCCGACAACGGCAGCCCCCCGAGGGUCAACACCACAACAGUGAACAUCGACGUGUCCGACGUCAACGAUAACGCGCCAGCCUUCGCCCAGGGGAACUACAGCGUGAUCAUCCAGGAAAACAAGCCGGUGGGCUUCAGCGUGCUGCAGCUGGUGGUGACCGACAGGGACUCCUCUCACAACGGCCCCCCCUUCUCCUUCACCAUUGAGAGCGGAAACGACGAGGGCGCGUUCGAGGUGACCCAGCAGGGCGUCCUCCUGACCGCUGGCGCCAUCGAGAGGAAGGUGAAGGACCGCUACUCCCUGUGCGUAAAGGUGGCCGACAACGGGAAGCCUCCGCUGUCGUCUCUGACCUACGUGGACAUCGCGGUCAUCGAGGAGAGCGUCUACCCGCCGGCGAUCCUGCCCCUGGAGAUUUUCAUCACCGCCGUGGGCGAGGAGUACGCGGGCGGCGUCAUCGGGAAGAUCCACGCCACGGACCAGGAUGUGUACGACACCCUCACCUACAGCCUGGACCCCCGGGCGGACGGCCUCUUCUCCGUGUCCGGCGCGGGGGGCAAGCUGAUCGCGCACAAGAGGCUGGACCCGGGGCAGUACCUGCUCAACGUCAGCGUGACCGACGGGCGGUUCACCACGGCGGCCGACAUCCCGGUGCACGUGCGCCCCGUCACGCUGGAGAUGCUGAACCACACCAUCGCCAUCCGCUUCGCCAACCUCACGCCCGAGGAUUUCGUGGGCGACUACUGGCGCAGCGCGCAGCGGGCGCUGCGGAGCGUGCUGGGCGUGCGGAGGGGCGGCCUGCAGGUGGUGAGCCUGCAGCCCGCCGAGCCCCAGCCCCAGCCCCACCUGGACGUGCUGCUGUUCAUUGAGAGGCCCGGCGGCGCCCCCCCCGCGUCCACCGGCCAGCUCCUGCGCAGGAUCAACGCCUCCGUGGCCGACAUCGAGGACCUGGUGGGCGUCCGCAUCCUCGACGUGUUCCAGAGGCUGUGCGCCGGCCUGGACUGCCCCCGGAGGUUCUGCGACGAGAAGGUGUCCGUGGACGGCAGCGCGAUGUCCACGCACAGCACGGCCAGGCUGAGCUUCGUGACGCCCCGCCACCGCAGGACGGCCGUGUGUCUCUGCAAAGAGGGAAGAUGCCCGCUCAUCCAUCAUGGGUGUGAAGACAGCCCGUGCCCCGAGGGAUCGGAGUGUGUCACUGACCCCAGGGAGGAGACGUACACCUGUGUCUGUCCGGGUGGCAAGUUUGGGCAGUGCCCAGGCAGCUCCUCUGUGACGUUCACCGGCAGCAGCUUUGUGAAGUACCGGCUGAAGGAAACCGAGAGCAAGCUGGAGAUGAAGCUGACCAUGCGGCUCCGGACCUUCUCUUCCCAUGCCAUCGUGAUGUAUGCCCGCGGCACCGACUACAGCAUCCUGGAGAUUCACAACGGAAGGCUGCAGUACAAGUUUGACUGCGGGAGCGGCCCCGGCAUCGUGUCCGUGCAGAGCAUCCAGGUCAACGACGGGCUGUGGCACGCGGUGUCCCUGGAGGUGAACGGCAACUACGCCCGGCUGGUGCUGGACCAGGUCCACACCGCGGCCGGCACGGCCCCGGGGACGCUGAAGACCCUGAACCUGGACAACCACGUGUUCUUCGGCGGCCACGUCCGGCAGCAGGGCCCGCGGCACCGGCGCAGCCCCCAGGUCGGGAACGGCUUCCGGGGCUGCAUGGACUCCAUCUACUUGAAUGGGCAGGAGCUCCCGCUAAAUCACAAGCCCAGAAGCUACGCCCACAUCGAGGACUGGGUGGACGUGACUCCGGGGUGCGUGCUGACGGCCACGAAAGGUUGUUCCAGCAACCCCUGCCAGAACGGAGGCGUUUGCAACCCCUCGCCUGCGGGAGGCUAUUACUGCAAAUGCAACGCCUUGUACGUCGGGACCCACUGUGAGGUGAGCGUCAAUCCCUGUGCCUCCAACCCCUGCCUGUACGGUGGGACCUGCCUGGUGGACAACGGAGACUUCGUCUGCCAGUGCAGAGGGUUAUACACUGGACAGAGGUGCCAGCUCAGUCCGUACUGCAAGGAUGAGCCCUGCAAAAACGGUGGCACCUGCUUCGACAGCUUGGACGGCGCCGUCUGUCAGUGUGACUCUGGCUUCAGGGGAGAAAGGUGUCAGAGCGACAUCGACGAGUGUGCGGGGAGCCCGUGCCGGAACGGGGCGCUCUGCGAGAACACGCACGGCUCCUACCGCUGCAACUGCAGCCGCGCGUUCCACGGGCGGCACUGCGAGGACGCGGCCCCCAACCUGUACGUGUCCACGCCCUGGAACAUCGGGCUGGCCGAGGGCAUCGGCAUCCUCGCCUUCGUCGUCGGCAUCUUCCUCCUGGUGCUGGUGUUCGUGCUCUGCCGCAAGGCGGUCCGGCGCCGGAGGAGGAAGAAGAAGCACCCGCCGCCGCCCGAGGACAAGCGCCUGGGCCCGGCCGCGGCCUUCAUGCCCCGGCCCUACUUCGAUUCGAAACUCAAUAAGAACAUCUACUCGGACACCCCGCCCCAGGUGCCCGUCCGCCCCAUCUCCUACACGCCCAGCAUCCCCAGCGACUCCAGGAACAACCUGGACCGCAACUCCUUCGAAGGCUCCGCCAUCCCGGAGCACCCCGAGUUCAGCACCUUCAACCCCGAGGCGGUGCACGGGCACCGGAAAGCGGUGGCCGUCUGCAGCGUCGCCCCGAACCUGCCGCCCCCGCCCCCGUCCAACUCCCCCUCCGACAGCGACUCCAUCCAGAAGCCCAGCUGGGACUUCGACUACGACGCUAAAGUGGUGGACCUGGACCCCUGCCUGUCCAAGCAGCCCCUGGAGGAGAAGCCGUCCCUCCCGUACAGCGCCCGGGAGAGCCUGUCCGAAGUGCAGUCCCUCAGCUCCUUCCAGUCCGAGUCCUGUGAUGACAACGCUUCCAUGGUGACUGUCAUACACCUUGUCAGCUCCGUGGCUGGCACGGUGACUACCGAAGAGUCUUUGGCUGCUCCUGACCUCGGCAAGUCAAGAGGCUACCACUGGGACACCUCGGACUGGAUGCCCACCGUCCCGCUGCCGGACAUCCAGGAGUUCCCCACCUACGAGGUGAUCGACGAGCAGACGCCGCUGUACUCGGCGGACCCGGGCUCCCUGGACACGGACUACUACCCCGGCGGCUACGACAUCGAGAGCGACUUCCCGCCGCCGCCGCCCGAGGACUUCCCGGCGCCCGACGACGAGCUGCCGCCACCGCUGCCGCCCGACUUCAGCGACCGGUUCGAGCCCCUGCACCCGCCCAGGGACAGCGGGGGCUCCUCCUCUCGGGGCCGCCGCCCGCGCUUCCCCUUGGACCGGUACCUGCCCAGCCUCUACCCCGCGGCCGCCGACGACCUGUCGGAACCUCGGAAAGCGGGCCCCGGGGAGAGCCUCCCGUGUCGGGGAGAGCCCUACGCCCCGUACCCGCCCGGGGGGUACCCCAGGACCUGCGGGGACCCCCCCGCUGCCGCCGAGCACCUGCCGCUGUCGGUGUACGCCUGCACGGCCUCCUGCUCCGACGUGUCGGCCAGCUGCGAGGCCGAGUCCGAGGUCAUGAUGAGCGACUACGAGAGCGGGGACGACAGCGGCCCCUUCCGGGAGGUGACCCUGACCCUGACCGGCCCGCCGCUGGAGGCCCUGCAGCUGCAGCAGCUGCAGCAGCACACGCAGGUCUGACGCCCACCUCCCCCCGAAGUGCCUGGACUUUAGCGGACCUCGAGGUGACACGAAGGGCCCGCAGUGUUCUCUGCAGCCGCGGGGAGCUGCGGCGGGCCGUGGGGUACCCCUGCCUGCCCUGCACCCCCAAACGCUAGCCAUUUCCAGUGUCUCCUCACCUACCGUCACCGGAGCCGGGGUGUCGGCUGUGCCACACGUCCCAGCGCUUGCUUGGUGUCCGCAUCUUGUCCGUGUUGCAAGGUUGCGACGGGAAAAUCGGUCCCGCCAUCACCCUGUCCGCAUGGUUCAUGUAUUUAUAUAGAUUUGAUUAUUUUAAAUGUCCUGUCUUCUCCCCAUUCCUUCCCUCCCCGCCCCCCCCCCUUUUUUUUUAUUUUGUAAAUGUUAUGUACAGAUUUAAUUUGUCAUAGGUUUAACUCAAUUUUUUUUUUUUUCCCUCCCCAAGACAUUUGGCGGGGUUUGUUUAUGUUUUUUGUUUGUUUUGUUGUGUGUGUUUUUUUACCGGAUUUGGGUGGUGGUAGUGUCAUGGCCUAGCACCCUGAUCGAUCGUGUUGACUAUAACCAGGGUUUCGCUCAAUGUCCUUUUUUUUUCCCCCCACGGAAGUUUUCGACAUUUCAUUUCAUACAUUUCAAGUGUAGUCGUGCAUUUCUCGGUGUACAUGGGGUGAGGAGAAAGGUCUGGUCCAUGCCAUGUCUUACAUGGGUUGCUGUAUUUUAGGAUUGUCAACAUUUUUCAUUCUUGGAAAGUGUGUAAGGGGACCUUCUGCAUACCUGUUUAGAACCAAAACCAUCCAUGACACGGUUUUUAUAGUGUCUGUUAUAUUUGUGAUGCAACGGUCUUGUAAAGGUUUUUACUGAAAACGACCAUUAGCCAGUCUUUCUUACUGACAAUAAAUUAUUAAUAAAAUAUUUUAGCUUUA